Molecule: messenger RNA, 7245 nt
Organism: Gopherus evgoodei (Goodes thornscrub tortoise)
Lineage: Eukaryota; Metazoa; Chordata; Testudines; Testudinidae
Gene: TTLL1
Product: tubulin tyrosine ligase like 1
Exons: 10
Coding region: 500-1771 (423 amino acids)
Biological process (GO): protein polyglutamylation; microtubule cytoskeleton organization
Cellular component (GO): cilium
Molecular function (GO): tubulin binding; tubulin-glutamic acid ligase activity
Source: RefSeq, a predicted model, not a curated record
UGCUCUCCAGCUGCCCAGCUCUGAAGGCAGCAGCGCUACCAUCAGCAGCAGCCCAGAAGUAAGGGUAACAGUACCACAACUCUCCACCUCCCUAUAAUAACCUUGCUACCCACUUGCUCACAACUUCAUUUGGGGUCAGGAUCCCUAUAAUUACAACACCUGAAAUUUCAGAUUUAAAUAUCUGAAAUCAUGAAAUUGAUGUUUUUAAAAAUCCUAUGACAGUGAAAUUGACCAAAAUGGACCAUGUAUUUGGUAGGGCCCUACUUAUCAGUUUGAAUACAUGCCAACAUUGCCUCAUUCUUGGAUACAUGCCAAUAUUGCAAACAGUCUGCACAUGCUCAUUGCCAUUGUUUACCUCAGAGCUAUGAUUUGCUGACCUUAUCAUCUGACCUGCAACUUCUAAUGGUGGAGUGACUUCUGCUUAUUCAAAAUAAAAGCUAGGGGCACAAAAUGGAGUCUGAAGAAUUUCUCUGGUGUCAAGAGAAAGCAAUUGAGGAUAAUGGCAGGAAAAGUGAAAUGGGUAACUGACAUAGAAAAGUCCGUGCUAAUAAAUAACUUUGAAAAGAGAGGAUGGAUUCAGGUGGCAGAAAAUGAAGACUGGAAUUUUUACUGGAUGAGCGUACAAACCAUCCGCAAUGUUUUCAGUGUGGAAACUGGUUACCGGCUUUCUGAUGACCAAAUCGUCAACCAUUUCCCGAACCACUAUGAGCUGACGAGGAAGGACUUGAUGGUGAAAAAUAUUAAGAGAUAUAGGAAAGAACUAGAAAAAGAAGGGAGUCCUCUUGCAGAGAAAGAUGAGAAUGGAAAAUAUAUUUAUUUAGAUUUUGUGCCUGUCACCUUUAUGCUCCCUGCUGAUUACAACCUGUUUGUUGAAGAAUUCAGAAAAAAUCCUUCUAGCACCUGGAUUAUGAAACCUUGCGGGAAAGCCCAGGGGAAGGGGAUAUUUCUUAUCAAUAAACUCUCUCAAAUUAAAAAGUGGUCUCGAGACAGUAAAACAUCUUCGUUUGUUUCUCAGUCUUCUAAAGAAGCCUAUGUAAUUUCUCUGUAUAUCAACAAUCCAUUACUGAUUGGUGGGAAGAAAUUUGACCUGCGCUUGUAUGUUUUAGUGUCUACGUAUCGUCCGCUGCGGUGUUACAUGUAUAAACUUGGAUUUUGCCGGUUUUGCACAGUAAAAUAUACACCAAGUACAAGUGAAUUAGAUAACAUGUUUGUACAUCUUACAAAUGUUGCCAUUCAGAAACAUGGGGAUGACUACAAUCAUAUCCACGGAGGCAAAUGGACAGUGAGUAACUUGCGCUUGUAUCUAGAGAGUACUCGUGGAAAGGAGGUCACUAACAAACUGUUCGAUGAAAUUCAUUGGAUAAUUGUGCAGUCGCUGAAGGCCGUUGCACCUGUAAUGAACAAUGAUAAACACUGCUUUGAGUGCUAUGGAUACGACAUUAUCAUUGAUGACAAGCUUAAACCAUGGCUUAUUGAGGUCAAUGCUUCCCCUUCUCUUACCUCCAGUACAGCCAACGAUCGCAUCCUCAAAUAUAAUCUUAUUAAUGACACACUUAACAUUGCUGUGCCUAAUGGUGAAAUUCCAGACUGUAAAUGGAAUAAAUCUCCACCAAAAGAAGCUCUUGGAAAUUACGAGAUUUUGUAUGAUGAAGAGAUGGCACAAAGUGAUGGAUCUGAUCGUGAUUUGAGAAGCCGUCCUGGGCAAUCCAUUGGAAUAAAAGGAAGUCGAGCAAGAGAUUCAGGAAAGCCCGUGCUCACCACAUGGAAGUAGUGACAAAAUCAAAUUAAUAUCAAAUCAAUAACAUCUUACUGAAAUUCAGUGCGAUGCUCUUGGCAGAAGAUUUUGAACUGAGCACUUGGGGCUCUCUCCUUUGUAUGGCUUUCUUCUCUAUUGUGUAUGGGAGUUAAUAACUCUGAAACGGGACGAAAUAUGUCAAAGAAAUAUUUGUACCAAUAUGAGACAGGUCUGUAUAAAGUAAGGCACCUAAUCAGCUAUUCUAAUAGUAAACUAACUAGUUUACUGCAAGAGUAUUAUGCUGCAUGUGGCUAUAGCAAAUUUAAUGUAAUAUAAAGAAUUAACAUAUUCAUAGCUUUAAACUUUUAAAAGCAUAACUACUCAGACUUGAGAAACAUGGAUAUUUUUUCAACAAAUGGCUGUUUUGGCUUAUAAUUCUCUUAAAGAACCUUCUUAAGAAAUCUGGUGUUGACGCUAAAUAUUUAUUUUUAAACGAACCACUGGUUUGGUGUUCAAUAUUUUUUUUUCUAGACUGUACAUUAUAAGUAAUCUAUCUCUACACUUGUAAUUUAUUAUACAGUUUUAACUCCUUUGUAAAGAAUUAACUGUGUUAAAAAUUUGUAGUCAGGGUUGAUUACAGGUUCUGUAGGAGACCUAGAAAAAAUUUUAGUCCUCAGGAUCUCUUUCCUCUGUGUUCCAGGAUUAAUCUUGAAAAUAGAAUCCAGAAAAGUCAGAAGUGUUGGGCAUUAUCAUUGUUGUAUAGUUUACACUGGCAUGAUGACAAUUAAAUUUCUUGAUACAAGUGCAGUCUCUUCUGGUAACAUUUACAAUACAACCUUUGCUGAGCUGUGAUUGUCAAUGCACAGUUAAUGAUUUUUAGCUAAUGUUGAGAUUUAAAAAUAAAUACAUCCCCAAAUACUGAGAUUGUCAGAUGUGUUGAAGCUGCAGCUCCUCAGGAAUUAAAAUUACAUGGAAGAGGAGAAUCUCUAACAUAGCAAGUUGCUGUGUUAUCACGUGACAUUUUUUUUUACUUCUAAGGUGAUUUUGGACAUAACUGAAUAAACUUCUUCCUGCUUUUCCUCUUGAACAUACUGUAAUUAAUGUCAACCCCACUGCUCAGUGAUGCCUGUAAAUCUUUGCUUGCAUCUAUGCAGCUCUUUAUUUACAUAUGUAAAAUACAGACACAUCUAUAUACAUACAUAUUUUAUGUUCUCUAACAAAAUUCCAUUGCAUCUAAUAAGCCAUCUCCUAUGACUCUGAUGUCAGAAAGUACAAUAGCUACAAAUAGCACAAAGCCAGAGAAGUUAAAAAGGCAUUGAUUGCAGUCUUUAAACUAGUAGAACAUUUUAUAUAUAUAAACUAGUCAAUUGUAUGAUUGGCUGUUACCUCUGAUGUCACAAGUCUAGCACUCAUCAAGAAGAUUCUCAUAGCUGCUUUAACAUACAGCUCAAAUUUUGGGAGAGAAAGAAAUCUCCAAAAGUACUUGUGCUGUCAUAAUGAAUCUCUGCUGAGCACCUGGAUCUCCCUAAAUGAUUAAUAGCUAUAUAGAAUGAAUGAGGGACAUUUUAUAUGCAAUUCUAAUCAUUGUUAAUCUUGUAUGUUCUGUUUAAAUAUAGAAAGUCAAAUGCAAAAUUUGGCAUGUCUUUCUACCAAAUUCCUGGUCCUUUAAAUUAUGGGAAUUCACCCCCUUCAUUAGGAGCACUGUAAUAAGUCAUCAGAGUUUGUGUCUUGAACUGAGAUUAAGGAGUACUUUUAAUAUGAUAAAGAAGUUAAAUCCACAUAUCCAGCUCCCUCAUGUAUUGUUGUCUCCCUCAUUCUGGGUCUUGUUUGUAUAUUGGAGUCUUGGCAGGGUGAAACCUAUGUCUGGAAUAGAUUUCUGGUCAGAUGUUAAAUGCCAUAUUAGUGAUGACUUGUUUAAGGGCAGAUGUUUCCUCUUCCAUCUUCUAAGCCCCUGUUGCUAGGAAAUGUGCAAUAGUGUAGGCCUUUGGAAAUAUUACACUGCAAACAGGAGUAUUUUACGGGGGAGGGGUAGCUCAGUGGUUUGAGCAUUGGCCUGCUAAACCCAGGGUUGUGAGUUUAAUCCUUGAGGGGGCCAUUUAGGGAUCUAGCGCAAAAAUCUGGUAGGGACUGUACUUGAUCCUGCUGUGAAGGCAAAGGACUGGAUGACCUUUCAAGGUCCCUUCCAGUUCUAGGUAUAUCUCCAUAUUAAACACUAUGGCUGAUUUCUUAAUCUCUUAUAGCUCCAUUUUUUUUCUCAUUUCUGAACAUCAAAACUGUGAUUCUUGGCUCUUUCUCCCCUUUCUACAUCCCAUCCAUGCACAGUGUAUCUAUCUGGUAGCAUUUGGCUACUUUCAUUCUCAUAGUUCCAUUACAGUAGUCUCUAUGUAUCAUGUGUACUACCUCAUUAGCCUUUUUCUGAGUACUUUGUUGAAGGGACUUAGUGGCGUGAAGAUGGUGUAUGGAGAAAUCAGACUGUUUUGCAGUCAAUAUCGAACUCUUUGCCUUUAUGUAUAAUUAAGUUUUAUUUCACUAAAGUCAUUGUGACAUUACUAAGCCUGCUUCUAAGAUGGAAGCUAAUGUGAACGAGCAGGAACAGGCCUGGGAUAUGUUGUAUUAAUUUCAGUGGAAUAAAUGGCUCUAAAGUCAAAGGUGAUAGUAUGAUCUUAGCACUGUACACCAUUAAACAGUUAACAUGAUUUGGGGUUUGGAAUACAGGAAAACUGACCAUUUCAUGGCAAGCAAAUUCAAAAAUUAAUACAAAUGUUUGGAAACUUAUUGGAUACACGAGAAAAAAGAAUAAAAAUUAAAACAAAGCAUAUUGAAAUUGAGUGGUUACGCAAAACACUUAAAACCUAUUAAAGGCCAUUUUUCAGACAGAUAAUAAUUAUUAGUUUCUUAUUCUGUCAAGCAAUCCUUUUUAGUGGGAAAGAAGUGGUUAGUCUUGUUGAAUUUCAAGUGAACUGCUCUGAGUGGUCAUACUUUUGACUGUUUUUGACCAGACAGUCAAAGAGGGAGAAGAUAGGAUAGCAAAACAGGAGGGGAAAUACAGUAUGGCUUUUGUUGAUCUCAGUCACAGAUGGAUACUUUGGGCUGUCAGAUCAGCCACUACAGCUGUUUCUCUAAACCCUGGCUCACUUCCUGGUCUGGGAUCCCAUAUGGGUGGUCUAGUCAAGUACCUCUCCUUUACUGGUCCUUCUCAGGCUGGGCAGAGCUGGAUGAGCUGUCUCAUCCCAUCAUACUGGUGCUGUGUAGUGCAGUUGGUCUCAGGAUCAGGUGAAAAACUAAGGUGAUAAGAUAGAGGGGGAUGGAAAGGAAUAUGAGGGAAGGGAAGACAGCAGGAUCUUGCAUGCAUCGGACUGGGGUCCUUUCUGGUCCAUUAGUGAUAACGGUGUCACCGCUUGUGUUCAGGUCUGGGUGUCCUGUUGACUGAGGGUCCCCAAUGAAGGACACAGUCUCUGGAGUGGGACAGAGGCCUGCCUGCCUUUUCCCAGGAGUCCACUGCCAUUUUAAUUCUCAAAGUCCAUCCAAAAGGGCAUGAUGAGUGGAAUUAGCCCAUACAGUUGUUACUUCAUCAUCCAAUUAGGCCUAAUGUCGUGACACAUUAAUUUCUGAUUCCAUUCUCCAUUUGUUUGCCAGUUAUGAUCCUUAUGCAGUCCUUGAGUGGUAUCAAUAGAUAGCUUCAUUUUUGACUAAUCCAGUCUUAUUUUUCUAACUUUUGCUGACAGAAAUAAUUUUAUGUAACAGGCUAAAUUGGAUUUUCAUUACCGGAUAAUUUAGAGGAGUGGUUUUCAACCUUUUUUCAUUUGGAGACUCAUAAAAAUUUUUAAAUGGAGAUGGGGACCUCUUUGGAAAUCUUAGACAUAGUGGGGUCCACAGACCACAGGUUGAAAACCACUGAUUUAGAGAACAGACCACUGCACAACAGAUAGCAGGGGCAAGUGCUACUGUUAGCAGAAAGACUUGCAGCAGAACACACUCAUGAUGCCUCUGCUCAGUUCUGGCAUCCCAUUGACAUUCUAAAGAGUAGUCUUUGAGGAAGGGACAGGUUUUUGCUGCCUGUUGGUACAGGGCCUAACACAACGGGGCCCUGACUUGGUUAAGGCAGCUAGGCAUGACUGCAAUAGAAGUGAUAGAUGAUAAUAUUCUGUAUAUGUGAGUGGCCCCUAACUGAUGCUGUUACUGUUGGCAUCAGUGGUGUUCCACAGUUACUUCCUUAGCACUUUUAUGUGUAGGGAAUGUGCCUUGUUGCCUUGGCUUUGCCUAUUCCUUAGUUCUAGGACACUUUGCCUUUUAGAGAGAACCAUCUCCCUCAAUAUUUUUAAAUCCAUCUGUAACAUACUAACUUUAUCCCAACGUACAGCUCUGCUAUAGGUUUAACUUCCAUUAAUUCACAUUCAGCAUUAACCAUGCUGGGACAUAGUUGUUUCCAAAACCUCCAUCAUCCUGUGACAAUUAAGCGCAACUAGGAGGCACUUGCUGUCGUUUCUUGGGUUCCUGCCUUUGAAAUUCACAUCCCUGUGACAGACGGCAUUUCUGUUUGGUUUAUCUCUUGUCUGUUUUUUUUAAAUCAUGUUUUAUACCUGAUACAGUGAUGACAAAUCAGCAGCAGUUCAUUCCUGCUAUUCACAUUGGAUGUUUUUAUGCAAUUGUUUUGUUUUUAAAAGGGGAGAGGUGGAGGGCGUUCAGGGGUCCACCUGUUACAGAGCUAGGCCUUCUUUAAAUUAAAAAAAUUAAUGAAUCUCUCUCAAUCAUGUUGUCUUCCUCUGCUGACCUUGGGUGAAUUUGCGGCCCUGUUCAAGUCAGAGGAGUUUUGCCAUUUAAGUCAAAAGAGCCAGGAUUUUGAGUAUGGCGUAUACUAAGUUUAUAUUUAUACGUUUGGGUCAUGCAUAAUAUUCUCUCACACAGAGCAUGGCAAAGGUAUAGAACAUCUGUAUGCUGUUUAUAUUCAGCACAUUUUAGUAGCAUAGCUGUCUGUCAUUUUGCGACUGAGGCUGGUUCUCAUCUGUGAUCACUUUCUGUUGGGAAAGUAUAUUCUUAAUUUGGUUUUGAACACAGUGGUAAAAUAUCUUUGCAAAAUGGCAUUUUACAAGCCAUAACCUUCUCAAAAUGUUUCUGAAUGUAACUUGAUCACAGGUUUUUGUGAUAGUAUGAUUUGUGAUAGUGAUGAUAGGAGAUUGUGAUUUUAAUUUUAAACACCCAUAUGUCAGCAAAUUCAGAGUCCUGGCCAUGACUCAAGCCUCUUGUGCUUAGCAAAGCAUUUUAUAUUAUUGUGUAUGCUGUUAAUUUUAUGUCUUUGUAACCGUCUCCUGCGGACCCAUAAACAUGUGUGUAACAGGUCACUUCCAAAUAAGAUGACCAUAUAAAUAGUCAAAUAAACUGAGUCCAGUGGGGCUAAAUUCACUCCUUUUCCCAAAUGCAGAGUUUGUUUGUGGAUAUAAGUGAACAACCAGGGGUUUGGUCCUUCUCUUUUUAGAGGAAAAAUAAAAUCGUUUACACUGCCACCAGACUGA